This is a messenger RNA of Melanaphis sacchari, 1656 nucleotides long. Its product is annotated as 52 kDa repressor of the inhibitor of the protein kinase-like. Lineage: Eukaryota; Metazoa; Arthropoda; Insecta; Hemiptera; Aphididae. Gene Ontology annotation, molecular function: protein dimerization activity. The record is from RefSeq and is a predicted model, not a curated record. The transcript has a single exon. The coding region runs from base 1 to 1656 and encodes 551 amino acids.
AUGAACAUAAAUACUUUUAAUGACGGAAAUUUCAGAGCACUUUUACGCUUUCGUGUAGAUUCUGGUGACACUAUUCUAGAAGAACAUUUGAAAAAUGGUCCAAAAAAUUCUUUGUAUACUAGUCCUGGAAUUCAAAAUGGGAUAAUUUCGAUUUGUGGUGAUAUAAUUAAGUCAAAAAUAAUUCAAAGAGUUAAUGCUGCCGAGUGCUUUUCUGUGUUAGCAGACGAAACUACAGACAUUGGAAGAAUUGAGCAAAUGUCCAUAUGUUUGCGUUAUUAUGAUGAAGGCGAUAAGAAAAUUCGUGAAGACUUUUUAGAAUUUACACCUGCUGUUGAUCUUACUGGAAAAGGACUAGCAACUUUAAUAAUGAGUAGUUUGCAAAAUAACGGCAUUAACUGCCAGUUUCUAGUUGGUCAAGGCUACGACGGUGCCUCUGCAAUGAGUGGUUAUUUACAUGGUGCUCAAGAAUACAUAAAAAAAGACUUCCCCAUGGCUCUUUAUGUACACUGCAGUGCUCACUCACUCAAUCUUGCGUUGGCAAACGCCAGUUCAUUGCCCACAAUAAGAAACUGUAUUAGCACCAUUCAAACUGUCGGAACAUUUUUUCGCUCUUCUGCUCAACGUAGUGAAGUAUUAAGAAUAUCUAUCAUCGAAACUCUUCCACAGGCAAGACAUAGCACGUUAGUGGCAUUAUGUGAAACACGCUGGGUUUACAAGCAUGAAAGUGUCUUGCGAUUCAAAGAACUAUAUCCAGCCAUUAUUGUUGCAUUAGAAAAAUUAGAAUCUUCAAUAAAUAAAGAAACAGCUCAAAAGUCUUGUCAGUUAUUAAGUUCAAUUAAAGACGCUAAAUUUGUUAUACCUCUCAUAAUAAUUGAAAAUAUUUUUUCCUAUACAUUAACAUUGUGUAAACAGUUACAGACAAUAAAUGCUGAUUUGGUCGAAACAUGUAAUCAUGUAGAUGAUGUGGUAGCAAUUUUGGACGAAAUGAGAGAAAAUAACAAUAAUCAUUUUUCAGACAUGUUUUCCGUUGCUGCAAUAAUGAUGAAUAAAAAUAAAGAAGAAAUAGAUUUUCCUCGUUUUGCUAAUAGACAAACACAGCGUAAUAAUGUGCCCGCUAAUAGCUCUGAAGAGUAUUACAAACUUAACAUUUUUUUGCCAUUUCUUGACCAUAUAAGAAUACAGCUUUCUGAUAGAUUUCAGAAACACAAAUUUUUAAUAAAAUCAUUACAGCAAAUUAUUCCGAGUAAAUGUAUACAUUCCACUACUGAAGAAAUGAAUGACUGUGUACAGUUUUAUUCCCGGAUAUUGACAGAACCUACUGUUUUCAAAGCUGAAUUUUCAAUAUGGAAAUCAAAGUGGCUUAAAGAAGAGUUACGCCCUAAUACAGCAAUUGAAGCGCUUGAUAAUUGUAACAUACUUUUGUUUCCAAACAUAUGGAAACUUUUACAAGUCUUAGCCACUAUACCUAUGUCAACAGCGACACCAGAAAGAACAUUUUCUUCUUUAAAAAGAUUGAAAACGUAUCUUAGGAACUCGACUGGUGAAACUCGUCUCAACGGAUUAGCAUUAAUGUCGAUACACAGGGAAAUAAAUGUUGAUCCAGAAGAGGUGCUAAAUCGGUUUGCAAAACAGCCGAGGAGAAUGAUGUUACUUUAA